This is a messenger RNA of Leptosia nina, 753 nucleotides long. Lineage: Eukaryota; Metazoa; Arthropoda; Insecta; Lepidoptera; Pieridae. The record is from the annotation of a GenBank genome assembly.
AUGGCAGAUAUAGGUGAUAAGUACAAUACAAAGUGUCCAGGUGUUAAAAGAUUAAUGAGAGAAGCCUUGGAGUUAGCAGAAGCCACUGAAGAAUAUUGUGCGCGUCCAAUAGAAGAUAACUUAUUUGAAUGGCACUUUACAGUUAGAGGACCUCCAGGUACUGAUUUUGAUGGUGGAAUCUACCAUGGUAGAAUAUUACUACCUAAGGAAUAUCCUAUGCACCCUCCUCAUAUAAUACUACUUACUCCUAAUGGAAGAUUUGAGGUCAAUAAGAAAAUAUGUUUAUCAAUAUCUGGAUAUCAUCCUGAAACAUGGCAACCUUCGUGGUCUAUAAGGACUGCCCUCUUGGCUUUAAUAGCAUUUAUGCCAACACCGGCAGAAGGUACAAUUGGUUCACUUGAUUAUACACCAGCUGAGCGUAAAGCUUUAGCAAAAAAGUCUGUAAGCUGGACAUGUUCCGAAUGUGGUGAUAUUGCAUUAUUGUUGUCAUCUAACGCAGCUAAGCCAGUUACUGAAGAAGAAAAAUCAGUUUUAGACCAAAUUGCUUUUAAAGGGGAGGAAGAACAAGCUACAAAACCACCUGAACCAGAACCUACUUAUGAGCCUGAACCUCAAGUAUUGGAAUCUGUUGAUACUAGUACUACUGUUUUGGACCAAGUCCUUGAGAUAAUUGUUGCUUUACUGCUUGGAGCCAUUGCCAUUUUUAUCUAUAGGCGGUGGAAUGCUUAUGCACAAGUUGACACUGAAUUGUAA